Molecule: messenger RNA, 753 nt
Organism: Laccaria bicolor S238N-H82
Lineage: Eukaryota; Fungi; Basidiomycota; Agaricomycetes; Agaricales; Hydnangiaceae
Product: dienelactone hydrolase endo-1,3,1,4-beta-D-glucanase
Exons: 7
Coding region: 1-753 (250 amino acids)
Molecular function (GO): hydrolase activity
Source: RefSeq, a predicted model, not a curated record
AUGAGUUUCUGCAAGAACUGCAUGAAAGGCGUCACCCACGAAGGAACUCCACAGGGUAAAUGGGAACUCAUAGGCGGCGUAAACUCCUACGUCGCAACACCCACCAUCGACUAUCCCAAAGACAAAGUCGUUCUCUUCCUCACGGACGUGUUUGGUCCGCAACUUGUCAAUGCCCAGUUGCUCGCUGAUGAUUUUGCGAUUAACGGGUUUAAGACUGUUGUGCCAGACUAUUUGAACGGCGACCCUAUCCCCGCUGACGUUAUGACUUCCGGGAUAUCAUUCGAUUUCGAGAAAUGGCGCUCGAACCACACACAAGCGCAUACCCGGCCUACCCUCGACAAAGUCAUCGACGCACUCAAGAAGGAAGGUGUCACUACCUUCGGGGCGACUGGGUAUUGCUUUGGCGGACGAUAUGUCUUCGACCUCGCGUUUGAGAAUAUCAUCAGCGCCUCUGUCGUAUCGCACCCCUCCUUACUCGAAAUACCCGCCGAUCUCGAGAAAUACUUCAACACAUCCACCUCCCCGCUCCUCAUCAACUCCUGCACCAACGACGUGCGCUUCCCAUUGUCCGCAUCCGCUAAAGCCGACGAGAUUUUCGGAGAGGGAAAGUUUGCGCCGGGGUAUAAGAGGGAGUACUUUGAAGGCGCGGAGCAUGGGUUUGCUGUUAGAGGGGAUAUGACGAAUCCGGUUGUGAAGAAGGCGAAGGAGGGAGCGUUUGAGAGUGCUGUUGCUUGGUUUAUUGAGGAGCUUUGA